Polychytrium aggregatum is the source of this 1182-nucleotide messenger RNA. RefSeq lists its product as uncharacterized. The transcript has 4 exons. The coding region runs from base 1 to 1182 and encodes 393 amino acids. The record is from RefSeq and is a predicted model, not a curated record. Lineage: Eukaryota; Fungi; Chytridiomycota; Chytridiomycetes; Polychytriales.
AUGCGAUCCUCGUCCUCGCACGCCCAUCAGUGGAUGGUUCUGCCCAACAUCCUCGUGUUCGUCCUUCUGGCUUUGACCAAAACCGCCAUCGGCGAUCCAUUCCCGCCAGCUACGCUCGACUCUGGACCCAACCUUCCCACGGCGCCGAUCCAGCCCUGCACCACCGAUGGAUCCUGUGCCGGAGUCCUUCGUCUCAGCAGCUUUGGAGGCAAUGGUGGAGCAACCGACAUGAUCUAUGUCGGAUCGCAUGACCUCUCUCCAUCAAAUGUCUACCACAAUGUCACCACCGUCGUCCUGACAUUCCACGGAGCAGCGUGCGAUGCCUACAACUACUACUCGAUCCUCGUUGACGUCGCUCAGAACACCACCGGCGUCGACCUGAACACCCAUGCCUUCUUUGUGCCGCUGUUCCCGGUCAAGAGCACCACUCAAGCAUAUACAUGGGGAGUGCCCCAAGGCGGCCUCAACCUGGCUGUCUUCUCGGCCAGUACAAAGUGGUCGACAGGCGACGUUGCAGACAACAACAAUGCCAUGACAUCGUUUGACAUGGUCGACGCCUUCCUGGCAACCAUCGCUCAGGCCUUUCCGUCAGCCAAGAUUGUCUUGGCAAGCCACAGCGCCGGCGCUCAGCUCGUUCAUCGAUACUCGCUCUUCACGGAUCCACAAACAUUCUCAAAAUACCAAGUCAUCCUGGCCAACUCUGGGACCUACACCUACCAGUCCAACCACCGUCUGACCCAGGCUGCGCUGCUUUCCUGCCAAGACCAGUCCUGCCUCGGCACCCUCAAUGCCUCGUCGUUUGAGCCGUACUCCAACUCGGCCUGUUCCGAUGCCAACUCGUUCCCGUAUGGUCUCGACAACUUGUCCGGGCCAUAUGUGACGUCACACCUGGGCAACGCUCACCAGGGACCCAGUCUGCGUUGUCUCAAGCAGACGAUGCUCUUGGGAUCCAAGGACACGCUGAGGACGACCGCAAAUCCGCCGCUGGAUAUGACCUGCGGGGCAGAUGCCGAGGGAUACGUCCGCAUCGAGCGAGGACUGGCAUAUGCCGCCUACUUUGACUACAUCGUCGGCUGCAACACCAUGGACGUGCACAUCGUCGACGGCUGCUACCAUGACGCCUGGUGCAUGCUCAGCAGCCCGAUCGCCAAGAGCCUCACCUUUGGAGUCCCACUUGCUUGA